Molecule: messenger RNA, 861 nt
Organism: Magallana angulata
Lineage: Eukaryota; Metazoa; Mollusca; Bivalvia; Ostreida; Ostreidae
Exons: 2
Coding region: 338-655 (105 amino acids)
Source: RefSeq, a predicted model, not a curated record
CUCGCGCAAAAGAAAAUUUUCUUAUAUUUGUUGCAUAAUGGUAUGCCACACAUAUAUACAUGUGCAUCAGAUACAUUGUAUAUCCAGUCUGGCGAGCACCUGUCCUUGUUCGCCUGGUCAGCUGGAGAUGUCUAUCUCUCCGUUCUCUUUGUUCCUGUAGAUGUAUCUGCUGAUCAACCUUUACAUACAGCCGACCUGUGCAAUGUCUUCCGUUCUCUACACGUGACGUCGAUUACUGUCAAAAGAAGACCUCCAACUCCAGGAAGGGCUUAACAGGAAACAACGCUCUAUCGCAAAAAACAAUGGCAUAGGUCCGGUGGCAAGCUGCUGUGUAUUGAUGGAGGAGGACUUUGUCACCAAACUGCUCCGGAACUCGGGAAAUUCCGCUCCGGACCAACAAAAUCGAGGAGCGUCCGGAAACACUUCUGCUAUUGGCCCUUAUCAGAACCUGAGAGUUCCGGAAGUGUCAGGAUUGUGGGAUUCGACCAUCGACCUCUCACGGAGUCAUGAUGCAACGACUACAAAAACCGCUCAGCCCCGCUGGAUGGAGGAUACAGAGUAUGCUGUGAUGGCCUACAGUAUCUACGGUUGUAUUCUCUUGGUUCUCGCUUGUGUUGUUACAGCACUUCUGGUCGUGUAUGGAAAUAUGAGAUAGGCUGCAAAACGCGUGUUUUCUACAUAAAACGGUUUGACACAACCCAGGUGCCAGAGAACUUCCUUGUCACGUGGAAAAGACUAAAGAAAAAUAACCUACUUCCUCUGAAGAAUGAGACAAUCACGUAAUAUACUAAUGCCAUAUAAUAUAUUUGUACAUGUAUACAUAUAUACUUAUUAUUUUGAGUACAAUAAAUGUUUUCAAAA